Molecule: messenger RNA, 2925 nt
Organism: Leishmania major strain Friedlin
Lineage: Eukaryota; Euglenozoa; Kinetoplastea; Trypanosomatida; Trypanosomatidae
Exons: 1
Coding region: 1-2925 (974 amino acids)
Source: RefSeq, a predicted model, not a curated record
AUGACCGAUACAGCGGCACCGCGGCAGGUUGCCUGCCAGGGAUGUAGCACGCAGACCACAACGGCCUUCCAGUGCCCGCUGUGUCAAGCGGAGGCAGCAGUGGAUCGCGGCUUCUUCUGCACUCAGGAGUGCUUCGCCAAGAACUGGCUGAAGCACCGCAACACCCUCCACAAGAGCGGCGUGGUGCGGGAAAUGAAGCGUCCGCCGGCUGGCGCUGCGGCUGCCGCCCCCGCAGGGGCCACAGAGAAGGGCCGCAAGGCACGUGGCGGUAAGCGUUCCCGUGCAGGCGAUGAGGCUGCCAGCGGCACGGGUACAGACACAAGCGCCGAUAAGGAGGCUGCCCCUGCCGGAACGCUUGCCCCCUGGCCGCCACUGCCCAACGCGGCGGUGUGCAAGAAGAACAACUGGGCGCAGGUCACCCCGGAGCUGCCGCUCGAUGUGCCCCGCGCAGUCGUGCGCCCUGUCAUGACGGAGGCUGCGAAUGGCAGCGCCGAACAGCCGCUUCAGUGCUGCCUGUGGUCUGCGAUGCUAGCUGCCGCGCAGUACGUGGCGUUAUCUGUGCAGCGCAAUGCGGCGCCGUCGGCCAUGCAGGCGCUGGUCGUGGCCGGAGACGUGCAUAGCGCCCACGCCUUCGCGUGGGCAGCGCGGUGUGUGGGUCUCGCCGGCAUGCUGCAGCUCGCCGUCUCAGAGCAGCCGACCGAAUCAAGCGUCGCCGCCGCCACUAGAAACAGCAGCAGCAGCAACACCGCGAGCACUGCUGCCGCCACGGCGGCAUCGCCCUCCCGCUACUUCACCUCCCAUCGGCGUAUCGUCAUUGCCACGUCGGCGGUGGUGCGUGCCUCGGCACUGGCUCGAACGUCGUCGUCGACGGCGGCGAGCGGAGCCGCGUCGUUGUGGCUGACUGGAGCGCCGUCGCACUCCCUGCUGGUUACUCUCCCCGACGUCGUGGAUGCAGAGGAUCUGCAAGGGGUGCAGACCCGAGCCGUCUUCUUCACAGGGCCGGCCGGCCCCACAAGCGACGAUGCGGCGAAGGACGACGGCGAUGAUGGCGUGGUGUCGUACACCUACACCUCACUUGAGGUGCUGUGCGAGGAUAGGCAGCCGCUCUGCUGGAAGCCAAUAGCGCGGUCCGCCCCGGGUUCCUCGACCCCGAGCAGCAACACUGCUGGAAGCGGCGGCGCAGCAGCAGCAGCGGCAGCGGCGGCUGCCUCAUGUUUGGACGAUGAAGUCUGCACGUGCUUCGCCAACGGCGACAUGGCUGCUGCGCUUCAGCGGCUCGUCCGCUGCUACCAGCAUCAGCCAGGGCACCUAGAGUCGAAGCUGUACUACACGCUGUGCUGCAACUGGGGCGCCGCCAGUCUCGUCCACGCGCACCAUCGCCUCGCGUACGUGGCGCGCUUUCUGUGUGACCGCUCUGUCCGCUUCGAGGCGCCCAAGAACGCAACCCUUGCCGCCGCGGCGCUCCGCGCGAUAGCGGCCGUGUGCCGACUGCUGCCGCGCAUGGCGGACGUCGAAGCCGAGGCCGCCGCAGCGGCGGCUAACGCAUCGAGCCAGGAGAGCGCCAGCGACGCCGCCAACAAGUCGAAGAAACGCCGGCUGCACACGAACGAGGUGGCAGCAGCGGCGCCGUACGCGCCAUCCCUCGCCUCCACCACACGCCCCACGCCGGCCGUCGCCAGCGGCGUCAGUGCCCCCUCGGCGCAGGAGGUGGCCCGCUACGCAAACUACUACACCCACCUGCCCAACCUGCAGUUGCAGGCGACGGUGUGCCAUCUAUACCCCAUCGCCUCCCCGGCCGUACUCGACACCUUCGCCAUGGCGUGGGGACUGUACCGGUACCUCCCUGGCCCGAGCAGCCUCGACGGUGCCAAUCACGCCCGCAGCGCAGCCGUGCACCGUGUCCGGCAACGCUUCACAACGAAGCUUGACAGCGCCAAUGGCGUCUUCUACAUCAUUCUCAUGCAUCUCAUGUACGAUGCCGUCGGCCCAUACUCGCUCCCGGUGGACGAGGUGAACCGCCGCCUGCAGUGGGAUCUGACCCUCGCCCACGACGCCGGGUCGCUGGAAGCGUACCUGCGUUGCUGUGGCCUCCUCGUGGCGGACGACGGCCUGCUGCUCCCCACGUCGAGCAAGCAGCGGGUGCGGAAGAUGAAGAAGGGCGACCGUGCUGCAUCGCCGCCAGCAGUGCUAUCGAGCCGCCUGAAAGGGUCGCGCGAGACGACGCAGUCGCGAACUGAGCAGCUGCGCUGCUUCGCGGUCAAGUCGAUGCCCGGCAUCGCCGGUGCCGCAGCUGCGGCGUCGAGCGGCAACUACGGCGUCAUUGAGCUUCCGUGGAAGACGUUCCCCAUCACGGGUGAGCGGCAGCGACAGGUGGCUCGCCUGCACCAGGCGGCCGUGGAGGAACUGCUGAUGGCGAUGCCACGCGUGCCACGUCCAAUGUACAUCGGCGACGUCGGCAACCUCAUCGGCAAGUGGAUGCACUUCAACUCGCGCUUCGAUGGCAUCCUCGGCGUGAACCUUCAGGCCUUCCUCGAGCAGCACCCAGAGGCGUUCAAGGUGCUUGACAACAUAGUCACGCGCCGCACGGCGGGUAAGACGGAGCAGGUCCGCAUUCGCUUCGACGGCGACGACGAGCAUGACAACGACGACAGCGACGAUGACACCAACCGCGCCCGCAAAGCGUGCGACCGCCAGCUGCUGACGGGGCAGAGUCGCUCCAAGAGCGGAGGAAAGGGCACCGUCGAGCUGCCCGCGCGCGCGCGCAAGAAGCGUGCCAUCAAGGAGUUCAACAAGGAGCGGUUCAACCGCAACUACAAGUCGAUCGACCCCUCGGCGCGUGUGCCGGGCUACAUCAAGCGCGGCCCACGUCGCAUCAAGGGGCGUGGCAAGAAGGCGAACAAGCGUGGCGUGAAGCGCGGCGCGUAG